AUGACCUCGGCUUGGGACUCGGACGUUGUGGAGUGCAAGCUCUGCGACCACUGCGAGUACCGAGCAGAGCGUGGGAAGUCUACGUGCUGCGACCAAUGUACCGCGCAGAGCGACAGCCAUGAAGCCCACUGCCCCCGGCUGAGCCGGGAGGUGUUGCAGCAGAGCCGCUGGGAGCAUUUCCGCUGUGACCUCGGCGCGGAGGAGGAGGCCGUCUGCCUUGUGGUGCCGCCACGGGCUCCCAAGAAAGGCCCAGCUCCGGUGCUCCUGUUCCUGACAGGCAACGGCCACGUGGACGACCGUCAGGACUUUCUGUCGGGGGGCGUUGAUCAGCUGAUCCGGAACAAUGAGCUCCAGCACUAUGUGCUUCUCGCCCCAAAGCCCUUGUGGAAAACUGGUGUCCUGCGCUACAACCACAACUGGAGAAAUGCCUGGUGCGAAGAUGCUGUUUGGGCACUUGUGACGGAGAUGUUACGUCGGCUCGGGCCAGAAAACGUGGACCCCACGCGGCUGUACGCCACCGGCUUGUCUUUGGGGGCAAUAGGGGUCUGGCAUCUCGCUUUGCGUUAUGGCGAAUACCUGGCGGGCAUCGUCCCGGUUUCUGGUAAAUGCGAGUGGCCCUUUAAGUCUUGGUACCAGGGCCGCCUCGACCCAGCAGUGGCCAAGCGCCUGGAGCAGAUCCCUGUGCGGUGCUACCAGAUCGAUGCCGAUCGCUAUGGUGGCACACCCAUCCAUGACUUGGAGUGGCUGUGCUGGGGUCUGCCGGAGACCACCCGGGAAGUAACGCUUAAGGGCAUGGACGUGGGCAGAUCCGUGGAUGUGAAGAUCCGCAGCUGGGAGCGGCCGAAUGGCGCGGGCAAUUGGGAGCUUUGGGAGGCCAAAGGCCCUUUGACAGACUGGGCUUACUACGAUGAUUGGGGAGGUGACAAGCACUGCCUGUGGAACAGGGUGUAUCCAUUUGUGGACUGGGGUAUGCCCGAGUUCUUGGCUUCUCAUUCGGUGCCCAAGGACCGCUGA
Symbiodinium natans is the source of this 1014-nucleotide messenger RNA. Lineage: Eukaryota; Dinophyceae; Suessiales; Symbiodiniaceae. The record is from the annotation of a GenBank genome assembly.